GUGUAGACGACGUCUAAAACCUCUGCGCGUUCAACUCGCCACAACUGAACAUCGACGAACUCUAAUCGUCAUCUAAGACAGACUUAUAAACCAGCGGUACUCGAUACUCGUUCCUUCGCAUCUCUACGUUUUAACUUCACGAUUUGAGUUCUCCAAUGAAAACUACGGAACCGAAAGAAUCCUUACUUAUGACGUUGCAUAUUGAGAUGAAGGCAAAAGCCAAGAAGAGACUGGCUGAAGUUCGUUAAAAAAUUACUAGGGCACGAUUGUGUCUGUUAUCGCGAUUGUGAUUCUGCCUGUUCUUGAAACGUUGUUGGGGAGAGUGUUUGCUCUAUCUCACGCUUGUGAGUGCCGUCUGGAUGCUCAAUACCCGUCAAGCCAUGACGGACGAAGGUGAAGUAAUUGCUGAAGGCAAGGCUAAGGCACCGCUCGAGCCUCCCAUAUACGACUUCGUUGUGAAGGACUUGAGCGGCGAAGACUUUCAGUUGAGCGUGUACAAGGGGAAGGUUCUGCUCAUUGUCAAUGUCGCGUCCCUGUGCGGGUUGACGACCCAACACUACACAGAGCUCACAGAACUCCACACCAAGUACAGAGAAAAAGGUUUGGAGAUUCUGGCAUUUCCUUGCAACCAAUUCGGACGGUUGGAGCAAGGGGACAACGAACAGAUCAAGGAAUUUGUUACUACGAAAUUUCAGGCUGAGUUCCCCGUCUUUGACAAGGUCCAUGUGAAUGGUCCUCAGGAGUUACCGCUGUUCAAGUACCUGAAAUCGCAGAAGGGAUGCGGCGUGUUGGGCGACAGCAUCAAGUGGAAUUUCACCAAAUUCCUCGUCGACAAGAGCGGUAAUGUGUUUCAACGCUACGCUCCCACCAUUCCUCCUUCCAAGAUAGAAAAUGACAUUCAAUCAUGUUUGUAAGCAUUUCUGUGCAACGUCCGUUUCUCGAAGUUGGUAACUCAUUUCACGCCGCUAUUCGGUACGUCAUCGUCCUCUUCCUCAUUUCGAAUGAAAUCAGAAUGACAUUGUUGCUGUUUUAUACGGACACAGGGGUCGUUCUGACCUCGACCCUUAGGGCAACGUCUUUGAUAUUCCAACUUCUGCAACUGCGAGCUACAACUUUUCUGUGCAGUGAUUGCGAUCCAUGGUGAUAGUGCACAUCACGCACCGCCUUGGCUCUCUUUAUGCGGUCUACGAUCUGGUCUCUUGGUCACAAAAAAUUGCAGUAGAGCUUGAAAGUGCCGGAUGUGACAGUGUAGAGAGAGUUUUAGAGAACACUAUUGAAGGUCACUUAAUUGAUCUGAUCAUCGCAGUGUUCAGAAUUUUGCAUCGAACAGACUAAACGCAUCAAGUUCUGACAAUUUCAUUGUUCCGGACUGCACCACCCACUGCAGUUGUAACUGUCCAUGCACACCAAGUAUACGGAAACAAUUAAUGCACAAUAUGUGUGAGCUUUUCGUUACUUGAAUCAUGAACGUAACAACAAAAACAAUGAGCGUUAAUAUUUCCAACUAUGUAGUUUAUAAUUUGCUGUAAGAUCAUGAACGGGAUAACAGAACCCACACAUAGUGAUGUAUAAAUUGUAGCACAAUGUGUGUGAAUCAAAGUGCGAAGGUGAGAAAACAACAAACAGAAGUGAAUGAAAUGCUGGCUGUGGUUUUUGAGAAUGUGAAUUUUGCAUAUGAAUUUUGUAGAAUCUCUCAUUAGCAGAUCAUAAUGUGAGACAUUACUCACGAAGAGGGGAUACAAUGCCACAACGUGGUCUGUGGUGGAAGUGACAUCUGACUGGUUUACUAAGAUUGAAUCUGAGAGUGACUUGGUGUAUAUCUGAGAUUGAACUAGAGGUAGAAUUUAAUGGAGAGAUUCUGGAAGAGAAAUGGGUGUUGAAAUAGCACUUUAGUAGAACAAUCCACAAGCUCAUAUUCAUGCAGAACUUCUUUUUUGUGUAUUUAUUUUAAGUUUUUUUUUUUAGGGUGAAGUU
Messenger RNA from Physcomitrium patens, 1974 nucleotides. The record is from RefSeq and is a predicted model, not a curated record. Lineage: Eukaryota; Viridiplantae; Streptophyta; Bryopsida; Funariales; Funariaceae.